AGCACGGGCCUGGAGCUGAGCGACGAGGUGGCGGCCCUGCUCGCAGAGGACGUGUGCUACCGGCUCAGAGAGGCCACCCAGAACAGCUCUCAGUUCAUGAAACACACCAAACGCCGGAAGCUGACCGUGGAGGACUUCAACAGGGCCCUCCGGUGGAGCAGCGUGGAGGCCGUGUGUGGGUGCGGAGCCCAGGAGGCGCUGCCCCUGCGCCCCGUCAGGGAGGGCGAGCUCUACUUCCCCGAGGACCGGGAGGUGAACCUGGUGGAGCUGGCCCUGGCCACCAACAUCCCCAAAGGCUGUGCCGAGACGGCGGUGAGAGUUCAUGUCUCCUACCUGGACGGCAAAGGGAACCUGGCGCCUCAAGGAUCGGUGCCCAGCGCUGUGUCUUCACUGACCGAUGACCUGCUCAAGUACUACCAGCAAGUGACUCGCGCUGUCCUGGGGGACGACCCACAGCUGAUGAAGAUUGCUCUCCAGGACCUGCAGACCAACUCCAAGAUCGCAGCGCUCCUGCCGUACUUUGUUUAUGUGGUCAGUGGGGUGAAGUCUGUGAGCCACGAUUUGGAGCAGCUGCACCGGCUCUUGCAAGUGGCCCGGAGCCUGGUUCGGAACCCGCACCUCUGCCUGGGGCCCUAUGUCCGCUCUCUGGUGGGCAGUGUCCUCUACUGCGUCCUGGAGCCCCUGGCUGCCUCCAUCAACCCCCUGAAUGACCACUGGACGUUGCGGGAUGGUGCCGCCCUCCUCCUCAGCCACAUCUUCUGGACUCAUGGGGACCUUGUCAGUGGCCUCUAUCAGCAGAUCCUGCUGUCCCUGCAGAAGGUCUUGGCAGACCCUGUGCGGCCGCUCUGCUCUCACUACGGGGCUGUGGUGGGGCUGCACGCCCUUGGCUGGAAGGCAGUGGAGCGCGUCCUGUACCCACAUCUGUCCACCUACUGGACGAACCUGCAGGCCGUGCUGGAUGACUACUCCGUAUCCAAUGCCCAGGUGAAAGCGGACGGGCACAAGGUCUACGGCGCCAUUCUGGUGGCCGUGGAGCAGCUGCUGAAGAUGGAGGCGCAGGCACGGCCCCACCUGGGGGCUCCCGGGCGUCCUCCCCCGGGUGUUGAGACAAAUCGGCGAGGCCCUGCCUUCGCCCGCACCUGA
Messenger RNA from Myotis davidii, 1143 nucleotides. RefSeq names its product TATA-box binding protein associated factor 6 like (gene TAF6L). Gene Ontology annotation, cellular component: SLIK (SAGA-like) complex; SAGA complex; transcription factor TFIID complex. Gene Ontology annotation, biological process: transcription initiation at RNA polymerase II promoter; RNA polymerase II preinitiation complex assembly. Gene Ontology annotation, molecular function: transcription coactivator activity; RNA polymerase II general transcription initiation factor activity; protein heterodimerization activity. The record is from RefSeq and is a predicted model, not a curated record. The transcript is spliced from 11 exons. Lineage: Eukaryota; Metazoa; Chordata; Mammalia; Chiroptera; Vespertilionidae. The annotation marks the transcript as partial.